AUGUUGGAUCGUAUGAUUUAUUUUGUCUCGUACGAUUUUUUCAACGAUUGGUUGAGCUAUCUAAGAAAAUACGCGGCUUAUAAAAGAUCGAAUUCACGCUCUACUUGUCGCAUCAAAAGUCCAAUCAUCCUUAAUGGCUCGAAUUCAUUUCUGAUCGUUGAAUCACGAUAUUUGAAUGUAUCGUCACAUACGCCCACCACUGCUGUCUCUCCCAUUGCUUCCUCUACUGUUAUUGAUGCUUCAGUUCCAUCCAAAGUCAUGGAACUUUAUGAGGGAAUAUUGCAAAGAGAUCGAUAUUACUUGGCAAAAGCGAUCACAUUAGUCGAAUCCUCACGAUCCGAUCACAAAAAACAAGCACAACAACUUCUCUCAUUGCUUCUCGACAAAAAAGUGCAUAAAGACUUUCCUUCCACGGGCUUGUACAAAAAAUGGGGUGCCGACUUGGGAAUUUUCGGAGACCUCAAGAAAAAAAUUACGUAUCGGAUUGGACUUUCUGGACCGCCAGGCGUUGGUAAAUCUACUUUUAUUGAAACGUUUGGUAUGCACGUGCUUUCGCAAGGGCAUCGUGUUGCCGUGCUUGCUGUUGAUCCGUCUUCAACACGAACUGGUGGUUCUAUAAUGGGUGAUAAAACAAGGAUGCCGCAACUUUCUCAUCAAGAAAAUGCGUAUGUUCGACCUUCACCUAGUCGUGGAACACUUGCCGCUGGAUACGACGUGACUCUAGUUGAGACAGUUGGCGUCGGACAAUCAGAGAUAAUGGUAUCAGAAAUGGUUGAUAUGUUCGUGUUGAUGGUUCCGCCAGCGGGUGGUGAUGAAAUUCAGGGACUCAAAAAAGGAAUAGUGGAAAUAGCCGAUCUCGUAAUAGUUAAUAAAGCUGAUG
Molecule: messenger RNA, 880 nt
Organism: Ambispora leptoticha
Lineage: Eukaryota; Fungi; Glomeromycota; Glomeromycetes; Archaeosporales; Ambisporaceae
Source: the annotation of a GenBank genome assembly